UUUUCAUAGUUGCAUUUACUGUAUAUAAUCAAUGAUAUAAUGCAGUUGUGUAUUCAGUAUUGUAUACUUGCAUAUAAUUUGUAGAAUGUAAAUAAUUCGCAUAAAUGUUUCGGUAGCUUUUAUCCUUAUUACAUUUAUUUAUGUACAUGAAAGCCUCUGAUUUUUAUUUAGUACUAUAUUGUGUAUAGUCAAAAUGAUAUGCAGUGGAAUCCAAUCGACGAAAAGAUCGAGGAGCAGAUUGAAGGGGACAUUUACCGGUUGACUAUCCAUGAAUAAACAAUUAAUGAAAUCGAAUUAAAUAAAAUUCGAUGCCUCUCGGCAGCAAACCUGAAUGUGUCAAGUGUGGGACUCGUGAGACCCCGCUUUGGCACUCAACCGAAGCCGGUAACCUUUGUAAUACUUGUCUUGAAGAUGAGAGAAAUUCAGAAGUAAAUUUAAAUCCAAAAAAUGAAGAGGAAGAUAAAGGAGGAUCGCUUAAACCUACUAGAAGAAGUACAAGAAUAACAAGAUAUUGCAAUUCAAAACCAAUUUCGCACAAAAUUGUGCCUAAAGGAAAAGGACGAAGGAAUUUAUUCAAAAAAACUCCAGUGAAAGCACCAACAGCUACAGCAACUCCAGUCACAAGUAGUUAUGUGUUUUAUAAAGGCACUUACUUUCAAGUGGGUGAUGUAGUUUCUAUGCAAGAUAUUGAUGGUGGAAUUUAUUAUGCACAAAUUCGUGGUUUACUCACAGAUCAGUACUGUGAAAAAAGUGCUGCAGUUACUUGGCUUCUUCCUACUACAGCAAGCCCACCGCCUGAUGAAGGGUUCAGUCCUGAGACAUAUAUUAUAGGUCCAGAGGAAGAUCUUCCACGUAAAUUGGAAUGCAUGGAAUUUGUAAUGCAUGCUCCAUCAGAUUAUUAUAAACUAAAAAAUACACCAUAUCCACCAUCGCUUACAGAAAGAGGCACUGGAUACAUAUGGACUACACUUAGAAAUGAAAUUUCUACAUUUAAAAAGUGAAAUCAGUCAGCUUGGAGCCAACGACGUAACGGCUGGUCAGAAUUUGAGAUCUUUUAUGGCCUGUGGCAGAUCAGGCAACUUCA
Osmia bicornis bicornis is the source of this 1084-nucleotide messenger RNA. Its product is annotated as GATA zinc finger domain-containing protein 1. Gene Ontology annotation, molecular function: zinc ion binding; sequence-specific DNA binding. Bases 309 to 1001 code for a protein of 230 amino acids. Gene Ontology annotation, biological process: regulation of DNA-templated transcription; chromatin organization. Gene Ontology annotation, cellular component: nucleus. NCBI's taxonomy places the organism in Eukaryota, Metazoa, Arthropoda, Insecta, Hymenoptera, Megachilidae. The record is from RefSeq and is a predicted model, not a curated record. The transcript is spliced from 4 exons.